Molecule: messenger RNA, 657 nt
Organism: Acaulospora colombiana
Lineage: Eukaryota; Fungi; Glomeromycota; Glomeromycetes; Diversisporales; Acaulosporaceae
Source: the annotation of a GenBank genome assembly
AUGCCAGAGGACGACCUUCCAGGAGAGCUAGAUCGACUCAUCGAAGUCCUUUCUAGGAGGUUUGACGGCUUUACAUUCUUCUCAGUUAUACAAAUUCGCCUAUUCAGGAGGCACCUUUACUUCUGCGGCAACCUUUGCGCCCUCCUUGGCGCCUUCUUCAUGAUACUUACGGACGAUGAGAAAUUCAGAUGGUCUAAGUGGGCAUUUGAGAUCUCAAACAUAUUCCAUCUCGUUUCUGGUGGAUUUCCUGCUGUCGCCGUGAUGACAGAGGAAGAGAGGCUCACCGAAUACAAGGCAAGACGUGAUGCCGCCCAAUCUUUAUUGAACCAUAUUGUUGAGGGGAUCAUAAACGAAGGGUUAAUGGAAAUGAAUUUGGUUGCAUCUCCUCAAGACCUUAUCACGGAUACUGUAGAUCACGCGCCCUCUGUAUCGAGUCCUCAAGACCCCAUCACGGAUACUGUGGAUCACGCGCCCUCUGUAUCGAGUCCUCAAGGCCCCAUCACGGAUACUGUGGAUCACGCGCCCUAUGUAUCGAGUCCUCAAGACCCCAUCACGGAUACUGUGGAUCAUGCGUCCUGUGUAUCGAGUCCUGAAUGCAUGGAUAUUGAACAAGAUCAAGAGGAUGAUCCAGUAAGUACCGAUAGCUUUCCCGACUAG